AUGGAAGCGCAAGCGCGAGAGAAGACGGUCCCCUUUAUGUCUAGCUCAGAUUUUCAUCCGAUCAACACAGACAGGGCGCAGAGCCCUGAUGCAUCACAAGAAUGUCAAGAGUCAGACAGUCUCGACAAGCUGUGUUGGUGGCAGAAAGCAACCAUUUAUCAGGUAUUAAUUCAGAGCUUUCAAGACACCGAUGGAGAUGGCAAAGGGGACCUUCGCGGGGUAGUUAAUCACCUCGACUAUUUCGUCGCGCUCGGUAUUGACGUGGUCUGGAUUUCACCUAUUUAUGAAUCGCCAAUGCGGGACAUGGGGUAUGACAUUAGUGACUAUCGAAAGGUUAAUCCAGUUUUUGGAACCAUGCAGGACAUGGAACGUCUGAUAGAGGAAACACAUCGAAGAGGACUCAGGUUGAUCUUGGACAUCGCUCUCAAUCACACUGCAACUGAACACGAAUGGUUCCAAACCUCCCGACGCGCUCGAAAAGAUCCCGGCCUAGGUAAGCGAGACUGGUAUUUUUGGAGCGAAGGGAAGCUAGAUGAGUUUGGUAAUCGUAUGCCUCCAAAUAACUGGGAGAGUACAUUUACUGGGUCGGUUUGGGAGUGGGACCAGCUGGCAGGCGAGUUCUACCUGCACAUAUUUGGCAAGAAUCAGCCCGACCUAAAUUGGGACUGCGAGGAAGUACGAAAAGAACUGUACAGUGUGUUGAGGUUUUGGUUAGACAAGGGAGUGGAUGGAUUCCGGCUCGACACGAUGAAUUUGGUGUCAAAGACAUCAUCCUUCCCAGAUGCUCCGAUAUCGAAGGAAGGUUCGAGAUGGCAGCCGGCAAAUUACUUGUUUGCAAACGGUCCUCAUAUUCAUGAGUACUUGCAGGAAAUGCACCGGGAAGUGUUUUCACAUUAUGACUGCAUGACCCUAGCAGAGAUGUCCUGCGGCGUCUCCGCUCCUGAAGCUGUUCGAUAUACGUCACGAUUCAAUUCUCGUCCUGAACUAAACCUGGUCAUUCAAUUUCAGCAUGUAGAGCUUGACUGUCAUGAUGGUGAUAAGUGGAUGCUGCGUGAAUGGGAGCUCCCCGAAUUGAAGCGAAUCAUCAACGAGUGGCAGGAAACAUUGGUCGACAAUGGGGGAUGGAACACUGUCUGGAUGGAGAAUCACGAUCAGCCAAGAGGCAUCUCCAGGUUCACUACCAACAGUCCGCGGUUUCGGGCUCUGUGUGCCAAAUUGCUUGCUCUAUGGCAGUUCACGCUCCAGGGCACAAAUCUCAUCUUCCAGGGGCAGGAACUAGGGAUGAUCAACCCGGGACUCUUUUCGGAAGAAAUGAACCAAGACAUUGAGACAAUCCAAUAUUGGAAAUCAGCUUGUGAAGACGCAGGAACCGAAGCACCACAAAAGCUCGAGUUGGCCAAAAAGGCCAUCAUACAGAAAGGUCGCGAUAACACCCGGAUACCCAUUCCGUGGACUGAGGAUCCCCAUGGGGGAUUCACAGACCCGGCAGCCAAACCGUGGCUUCCAUCCUUUGAUCACGGCGGAGAAUGGUGCCACGCCAGCCAGAGACACAGUCCUGAGUCGGUCUGGUCAUUCUAUCGCUCCCUGAUUACUAUGCGAAAGGCCAACCCGACUCUGGCAAGCACACCUUUUGAGCGCUGGCCAUAUUUUCUGAUACUGACUUAA
Aspergillus lentulus is the source of this 1665-nucleotide messenger RNA. The record is from RefSeq and is a predicted model, not a curated record. Lineage: Eukaryota; Fungi; Ascomycota; Eurotiomycetes; Eurotiales; Aspergillaceae.